CUCAAAAAACCGGAAGUGUUGAUGAGAAGCUCCGACAAUGGCGUGGAUGCGACUGAUACAGAGCGCGAGAUCUGUUUUAACGACAACACCACCGACGUCGAAUCUUAACCUCUCUAGAUUCUAUUCCAAACCGGCUCCUUAUCCCGUGAAGGUUGGGAUACCUGAGUUCUUGAGUGGGAUUGGGGGAGGAGUUGAGACUCACAUUGCAAAACUUGAAACUGAGAUCGGUGAUCUUUCGAAACUGCUUGUGACUCGUACGCUUAGACUCAAGAAGUUUGGUAUUCCUUGCAAACAUAGGAAACUUAUACUCAAAUACAGCCACAAAUACAGGCUAGGGCUAUGGAAACCUAGAGCUGACGCUAUAAAGGUGUGAUUGAUGAUUUCUCUGCUCGUCGACUUCCCGUUGCUAUCUCAUGCUUGUUUUUUGCUACUGAAAUGAGCUCUCCUGAGAGUGAUCUAGGCUUAGCAGUGUUGUCAAUUAAUUACUUGAAUUUUUCUUCAUGUAUCUUCUUAGGGGUAUCCAUAUGGCAUAACUUGAACAUGAAAUCGUUUCUAAGGCUAGAUGGAUCAUGAGCAUUGUGUAUUUUGAAACUUUGCCAAUCAUAACCUUUUCUUACGGAAGAACAGAACCACUUAUUACAGUU
Camelina sativa (false flax) is the source of this 644-nucleotide messenger RNA. RefSeq lists its product as uncharacterized. Lineage: Eukaryota; Viridiplantae; Streptophyta; Magnoliopsida; Brassicales; Brassicaceae. The record is from RefSeq and is a predicted model, not a curated record.